CUACGAAAACCUGUAUUCAUUGCACCUGUAAGCAAGUGCGUUUAAUUCGAUAGGGUCAAGAUGGAAGCACAGUUCCUCUUGUCAUUCGCUGGAAUCUGUAUCGCAAUUACCAGUACAGAGAAAGUGGCUCCCAAGCUGCAACCGUUUCAUUUUCGGAAGACCACCAAACCGGGAGACAUUGUGAAGACGACUUGUGUGGCGGAAGCUGGCGAUCCACCUCUGACGUUUUCCUGGCUCAGAAACGGCCUCGACAUAUCUUCGCUGAAAAAUAUUCAGGUCAAAACGCACGGAGACGUCUCGCUGCUGACCAUCACACCCGUAGACGCGGCCAGCGCGGGAAACUUCACUUGCAUCGUCAAAAAUCGAGCGGGAUUUGACAGUUUCACAUCACUGCUGGAAGUUGAAGCCCCACCAGAAUGGAAGAAGGAGCCGAGUGACAAAACCGGCGUUCUCGGAAGUUCCGUAGACAUGGAUUGUUCCGCCACAGGAUCACCAGCCCCGAAGAUCAUCUGGCAACGUGUCAAAGAUAACUCUGCAGAACGACCCAUCGACGUGAUGUUGCAAGGUCGAGCCGUCGUCUACCAAAAUGGCACACUGGGCUUCCACGAGCUUGAAGUGGAGGACAGCGGAAGCUACACUUGCACCGCCGACAAUGGUGUGGCGCCGGUUCUCAAGAAGACCGUCUCGUUGAAGAUCCACGCAACGCUCGACGAUAUGUGGCGCAGCCUGUCCGAGACUCAGGUCUAUGUCGGCGUCCCUGCCUAA
Ixodes scapularis (black-legged tick) is the source of this 765-nucleotide messenger RNA. RefSeq names its product Down syndrome cell adhesion molecule homolog. Gene Ontology annotation, molecular function: cell-cell adhesion mediator activity. Gene Ontology annotation, cellular component: plasma membrane; axon. NCBI's taxonomy places the organism in Eukaryota, Metazoa, Arthropoda, Arachnida, Ixodida, Ixodidae. The transcript is spliced from 5 exons. Gene Ontology annotation, biological process: homophilic cell-cell adhesion; dendrite self-avoidance; axon guidance. The record is from RefSeq and is a predicted model, not a curated record. Bases 61 to 765 code for a protein of 234 amino acids.